GUGAUCAGUGUUAUGAUGUUAUCGUUAUGAUUUAUGAACUUAUGAUUAACAUUAACUUUUAUAUUUAUUAAUCGUAAACAUAUUUUCUUUCAAACGGAUCAAACCUUACAUUCAUUUUUAUUGCUUGAUAUUUUUGCCUUUGAGUUGGGAUAUUUGUAAUUGAAAACACCAUAUUGCUGUCUUCGCUGGUUUUGUGAACCAUCAGCAGCUUCUUGACAACGGAUUUACUCAUUUACAACGUGAACGAGCUUGUCCCACUCCACUGCGUGAGUACUCGUACUUUUGAGUCUGGAAGGAUGAAUGAAAAUAGCUUCUACGUGCGCUAUUAUGUGGGCCAUAGAGGAAAAUUUGGGCACGAGUUCCUGGAGUUCGAGUUUCGUCCUGAUGGACGCUUACGGUAUGCCAACAACUCUAACUACAAGAACGACACGAUGAUCCGCAAGGAAGUCGUGGUGCAUCCCGCCGUGAUGGACGAGGUGCGCCGCAUCAUCUCCGAGAGCGAAAUCUUGCGGGAGAACGAUCAGAAGUGGCCUGUUCCCGAUCGUGUGGGUCGUCAGGAGCUGGAGAUUCUCAUGGGCUCUGAGCAUAUUUCCUUCACCACCAGUAAGAUCGGGUCCCUGAUGGACGUCAAUAACAGCACCGAUCCCGAAGGACUGCGCUGCUUCUAUUAUCUGGUGCAGGAUCUCAAGUGCCUGGUCUUCUCCUUGAUAGCUUUGCACUUCAAAAUAAAGCCCAUCUGAUCUCAGCGCUAGUGUGUACACUGCCUUUGUUUUAUAUAAGUCAGGAAGGACAUAAGGUAAUUGAAUGGAUUAAGUCCGGGUUUGGGGUUUCGACACUGUUCGGAAAUUAACACUUUAAAAGUCUGUUAGUGGCUUUGUCCACUGUAUCCAACUCCAGCUUCCUCAAAUUAAUGGUUCGAUGGUUUGUUUUUCUGCUGUUACAUUUUGUUAGUCUUGUACUGUUGAUCACGGUUAUGUUAUUUUUGUUGCGAGAAGAUUAUUGUUGUAGCGGACGCCUUUUGGUAGAAGCAUGUCGAUCGUGAUGGCACAUACAUUUUCCUCAUUCUAACGGAAAGAUGAUAAAAUCCGAAGUUCA
Molecule: messenger RNA, 1095 nt
Organism: Paramacrobiotus metropolitanus
Lineage: Eukaryota; Metazoa; Tardigrada; Eutardigrada; Parachela; Macrobiotidae
Product: protein mago nashi-like
Exons: 1
Coding region: 297-740 (147 amino acids)
Biological process (GO): RNA splicing
Cellular component (GO): exon-exon junction complex; nucleus
Source: RefSeq, a predicted model, not a curated record